CCUUUAAAGUUUUAACCCGUGGUCCGUCCGGAGUAGACUCUCCCCCCACCACCGCUAGCUGCAGGUCUGGUUCCGUGUCAUAUGCGUAUCUGGUCUGCUCGUCUCCGAUCAAGCUUGCAAUCUCUCACUCACCCGAGCACUUCCUACUGGGCUGGCCUUCCCGUAACCGCUCAAGUCGUACGUUUCUAUUCUCUUCCACCGCCUGCGUUGGUCUGCAGCAGCUUUGCUUCGCUGGCAUUGGACACCAAACACACAUCCAACACAGCCCAGCCCUCUUGCCCCCCUGCACCGUCCUGUCUGUCCUCUCGCCCUCUCUCGUCCUCUCUCUCCUUCGCUCGCUCUCCAGAUCCGUGUCUCGGUCCGUUCAUACGCCCACGACAUACAUCAUCAUCAUCAUUACCUCCACCCACCCUUGUUAACAUCCUGAACCAAGGCACGACACCCACACACCCGCGAGGAAGGGGAAAAAAAAGAGACACCAGGUCCCAAUCCAAGCAACCUACCUCUUGCAAGCCAAUUUUUGACUACCCUACCAGCCUACGACAUAGUCCGUCGAUCUCCUGGGAACGCCUCCAAUUCGACCCAUAGCCCCCUUCCUUACCUAAUUCGCCAAUAGUAACUCCACGUGCGAGCGAGAGGGACUUGGUCAAACGACAAUUACCUCCACCGCUAAAUAACUACCAUCGACCUCCCAGUCCCACGCAACACACACAAGCAUCACAAUGUCCUCCCCCUCAGGUUCCUCAGCAGCAGGCAAGCGGAAACGGACGACGGCCACAACGAACCCUACAAGCAUGCCUGACGCCGCCCACACCGCCGACGCCGCCCUCCAGGCCUCGUCGCGCGACGCUUCCGGAGAGGAGGGCGACAGCACCGCCCCGGAAUCCGGUCGCCUCGCCGGCCACCGCAAGUCCGACUCCACCUCCGCCGGCCACCCGUCUAAGCGUCAGCGUGCCAACUCGGAGCGCUCCCACGAGACGACGAGCAACACCAACAACCAGACCGCCACUUCUGCCGCCGCGGCGCAAGACCACUCCCUCGACCCGGGCGAGCCCAGCGAUACCACCGAGGCCAGCGUCGACAUCGCUGAGCGCGUCGGCCGCAAGAACAGUCGCAAGCAGGUCUCGAUAAAGGAGGAUGAGGACAAGGACGAGGCGAUGCCGCCCCCGCCUACGGGCAAGCUCACACACCCUGUGGGCUUCCGGACCAACGACCCUCCCGCCGGCAGGCCCGUUAGGGUAUAUGCUGACGGCGUCUUUGACCUCUUCCAUCUCGGUCACAUGCGCCAGCUCGAGCAAGCAAAGAAGGCCUUCCCCGAUGUGUACCUUAUCGUGGGCGUCACGGGCGACGCCGAGACACACAAGCGCAAGGGCCUAACAGUCCUCUCUGGCGCCGAGCGCGCCGAGACGGUCCGCCACUGUAAAUGGGUGGACGAGGUCAUUGAGAACUGCCCGUGGAUCGUCACCCCCGAGUUCCUCGACCAGCACAAGAUCGACUACGUUGCCCAUGACGACCUGCCUUAUGGUGCCGACGAAGGCGACGACAUUUACCGCCCCAUCAAGGAGGCCGGCAAGUUCCUCGUCACUCAGCGCACCGAGGGCGUCAGCACGACGGGAAUCAUCACCAAGAUCGUCCGCGACUACGAAAAGUACAUUGCCCGGCAGUUCAAGCGUGGCACCUCGCGCCAGGAGCUCAACGUCAGCUGGAUCAAGAAGAACGAGCUGGACCUCAAGCGCCACGUCCAGGAGCUGCGCGAUAAUAUCCGCACGAACUGGUCCACCACCGGCCAAGAACUUUCUCGCGAGCUCCGUCAAUUCUGGCCCGCAUCGCGUCCCCAGUCUCCCGCCCCGGCCGCCCGUACCUCGUACAUCCAGAACGGCGACCUCCUUGCCGCCGCCAACGCCAACGCAAGCAAGUCGCGCUUGAGCGUCGAGAUCCCCACUACCCCCGGCGGCACACCCGCCGCGACCCAGUCCAACGAUUUUAUCACGGGUUACGCCCUUGGCCUCGUCGGCGGUGUUCGUUCAUGGAUGACCAAGAGCAAGAGGAGCGACCAGGACAGCCCGAGCCGCCGCAACAGCGACGACGACUCCGAAAGCGACGGCAAGAGCCCCCGCGGACGCGUCGUCCCGCAACAGUCGGCCGCCGCCACGGCCAGCGCCUCAUAAUACGUGGCUCUACAAGUUGGCUGGCUUAUCAUCACCGCCAGAACUAUCGACGGCACGCUGUGCCCAGCGUGAGCCAGCGCGACAUUGCCCUCCCAACCUACCUUACCCAGUAACCUAAUUACGGCUGUAUGGGAAUGGAGAUCUCAUUGUCCAUGUGCGAAAGACUGACUGAUGGGGCGAAGUGGGAAGAAGAACAAAGACUGAACGGCUAUACACAUCGGAAAACGAAACAUGAUGCCGGAAAUCCAUCUUGGGCUACUGCUGUAUUUAUUAUUGUUAUGUUUCUCAUCGAUGACGGGGUAAGAGGGUCAGAGACAGAGUGACAAAGGCGUUUCGACUGUUAUUUUUUCAUCCUUGUUUACCGUUGUUCGUUCCUCCAUGGGGGGAGUGAAGUAUCCACGAGAAGGAAUCGCCCGCCUCACUUCCCCAAUAGAGAUCCGCCACUAUUACAUAUGUUAUCUAUCUAGGUAUGAAGAGAAGAGAG
This is a messenger RNA of Colletotrichum destructivum, 2652 nucleotides long. RefSeq names its product Putative Cytidyltransferase-like domain, rossmann-like alpha/beta/alpha sandwich. Gene Ontology annotation, molecular function: choline-phosphate cytidylyltransferase activity; phosphatidylcholine binding. Gene Ontology annotation, biological process: CDP-choline pathway. The transcript is spliced from 4 exons. The record is from RefSeq and is a predicted model, not a curated record. Gene Ontology annotation, cellular component: nuclear envelope. Lineage: Eukaryota; Fungi; Ascomycota; Sordariomycetes; Glomerellales; Glomerellaceae. Bases 723 to 2168 code for a protein of 481 amino acids.